AUGUGGAACAGCCAGUCUCUCAACAGCCAUACCUGCCACGAUGACUGUGCCAAUGCACCAAGUGGAACUAAGUGUUUCAUCAACUGUAAGGAGUAUCAUGAAUGUCUUGAAGGUCUUCUUAUCAGAGUGACAUGUGACGCUAACCUCGUAGUAGACCCAGACACCCUGGAAUGUGCACUUAUACCAGAUGUCUGUCCACCCUGUGGUACAAGAGACAACUGUGCUACACAAGUUCCCUCUACAGUUGCUACACAAGUUCCCUCUACAGUGGCUGUCUCACCCUGUGAUGACUGCCCCAACCAACCAAAUGGGAUCAGAUGCUUCAGAGAUUGUAACUCCUACAUUACUUGCACAAAUGGCCAACCUCAACGUGUGAAUUGUGACACCAAUGAUGAUAUGGUGGUAGACCCCAAAACAGUACGCUGUGAGGACAUCGAAGAGGUCUGUCCUCCAUGUGGGGAAAAUGAUUAUGAAGAUGAAUGUCCACAAAUACACGAGGAUGACUUUGACAUUAACAACUUAACUGGGGGCCAGGAUUAGUGCUACUGUACGUGUGUAAUAUAAUAUGGACAGACUUCACUUCCGGAUUGAGAAGACUGUAUAUGAAACUGUGUUGCAGGAAUUCACUUUACUGUCCUGGAUUUCAAAGACAUUG
This is a messenger RNA of Owenia fusiformis, 655 nucleotides long. NCBI's taxonomy places the organism in Eukaryota, Metazoa, Annelida, Polychaeta, Sabellida, Oweniidae. The record is from the annotation of a GenBank genome assembly.